GGAGAAGCAGACUCCCUGCCGAACAGGGAGCCUGAUGCGGGACUCGAUCCCGGGACUCCAGGAUCAUGACCUGAGCCGAAGGCAGUCGCUUAACCAACUGAGCCACCCAGGCACCCUGCCGUCUGUAAAGUUUUAAGAAGAGAGUUAAGUCAUCUUUGCUGAUUUGGCGCCAGCCAGAGGAAAGGGGAACUAAUGGUUGCCCUCAAUCUGAGCCUGGCACGGGGCUGAAAUUUGGAGAUGCAGAGAAAAAAUAAACAGUAUCCCUGCCUCCAAGAGCUCACCGUUUCAUGAGAGGACAGAGGAAAACCACUGAUUCAAGGUAAAACGCGCUCAGUGAUAGACUAGAUCCAAGGAAGGUUCUAGAAGAGUACAGAGAUGGGUUUGGCAGCAGAGUGGGAAGAUCUAUACGGACUCCACUUUAAAUCCAAAAUCAUGUUCUGUGACCGUGGGCAGAUCACUUAGUCAUCCCCGCCUGUUCCCCAGUCCGUAAAAGCGGAGCUAGUAGGACCUGCCUCACAAAGCCCCGUGGAAAUCAGAGCCCCUCCUGCAGGCGCUGGCACAGAGAUGCGUUCACAAGUGAGCAUUACUAGGACUCCAGGGCUCCAGACAAACGCCCAGGACCCGAACAGACAGGCAAACGGAAGGCGGAAGGGCGGGCGGGAGAGCGGCCCCGCCCCCCAGGAUCGCGUAAUUACAGCGGCUGAAGUUAACAGAACCUGGGAGGCACCCACCCCCGGGGGCGCACGGGCCUCGGCGUCUCUGUCGCCCGUGGCAACCGGCCGUCCUGGCGCCAGGCCUGAGAGGCACCGCGCAGGAGCAGCAAGAUGGCCCUGAGCUCCUGGUCCCCAGAGCUGGGGCUCGGCGAGAAGGCGCUGCGGGAGGCAGCCGUCUCCGCCGGCCCCUCGCUGGAGCUGUGCACCUUCCCGUCCUCCCUGGGCUCGUCGGUGGCGACCGCGGCGCUGGAGCAGCUCUUGGUUGUGGAACAAUCACUACAAAGUGACUACUUUAAAUGCAACGAAGAAGCUAAGACCUUUCUUAAGGACAUUGCUAUCGCUGUUAAGAAAUUGGAAGAAAUGAGAAAAGCCACAAUUGAUCUCCUAGAAAUUGAAAGCAUGGAACUCAGCAGACUAUAUUUUCUACUGGAAACUCUUCCCAGUAACAUUGGCAGAGAAUUGGAAGAAUGUGUCAGAGAUGCACGCAGAUUAAAUCUUUUUGAGAUAAAUCAAAUACAAACGGACAUUACAAGGAUGAAUGAUGCAAUACAGUCUCUGAAGAUGAGAAUACUUGAUCUGAAAAGAACUAAUGAAGCUCUAGGUGAAGAGCAAGAGAAGCUGGCGAGGGAGCAUGAAAAGUUAGUGAUGGCACUCAACCACACGAUGGGAGAAAAGGCCACCACCACUGUUUACAUCAAUGAGACUUAUACCAAAAUCAACUCGGAGAGAAAAGAAAUAGAAUUGCAAAAACGACAUCUCGAAGAAAUAGAGGAACAGUUGGAGAAAGAAAAAGAGGAAUAUUUGAAAAGAAAACAAAAUCUGGAUGAAGAGAUUGAGAGAUAUAAAAACUUCUGUGAAUUUAAGAGAACAGAGACUUAUAAAAAGAAGAAAGAAUUGGAUACAUUAAAACUUAAAAUGUCAAAAAUGAAAGAAACAGUUAUGACCAGCACAGUGGUUCUUAGUGAUCACAAUUUAGAGAUAUCACGACUACAAGAAUCAAUAAGACAUUGGGAACAAGAGCUCGAAGAAAUGAAGAAAUCCUGUAAGAUACUGGAGGAUAAAUUACAAUUUUUUGUAAAUACAAAAGAAAAAUUGGAAGGUUCAUCUGGUAUUGAAAAAGAUGAAUUCUUGAAGAAGAUAAAGCAGAUGGCUGAGAAACUACACAAAAAUCAUUUAGAGAACAAAGACCUACGGGAGAAAUUGCAUACUCUUACCAGGCAAUAUAAGAUUGUCUUAAGUGAGGAGGAUAAACUUUUUAUGCAGAAACAGAAAAUUUACAAUGAAAAUCAGAAACAACUGGCAUUUAUUACUCAGAAAGAAAACUUCCUAUCACAAAGAAAAGUAGACAUCAAAAAUAUGGAAGAAGGACUUGUCACGCUCCAUGAUCUUCAUCGAGCAACAAAAGCAGUUUAUCGGAAACAAAUAAAAAUCCUGAAUGAUAACCUGGAAAGAGAAAAUCAGAGAUGUAUUAUAACUCAGUGGAAAGUGGCUUGUUUGCGAAAAAAACAUGCACGUUGGAUAAAGAGGCUAAACACUGAAAUAGGAGAAAUUUUAGAUAAAAUUCAGACUUCGGAAUUCAGACGCACUGAAUUAUUACAAGAGACCACUGUACGAGAAAAAGAGAUCAGUGAAUUUUUGGCAGAGAUUGAAAAAGUUACAUUGGAAUUAAAACAAGAGAAGGAGGAAUUUAUUGUCAAAGAAAACAAGUUAAUUCAAGAGUUGAGCAAGUAUGAGAAAAGAUUUGUUGAGGAAACGCAAAGUAAUAAAGUGAAGGAAGAGGAGCUAGUCGAGUGUCUUCCACAACUUCAAGCGGCAGAAGAAGAGUACAAAAGCAAAAGUGGAAAACUUGAAGAGCUCAGUAAUAUUAUUACAGCACAAAAGCAGGAACAGAGUUUACUAAAUGAUUACAUUUCUCAAAUGGCAAAAGACUUUUCGAGAUAUUUUAGCAACACGGAAAAAGUGAAGCAAGAACUCAAAUACUUACGAGAUCAAGAAAGCCGUAAGAUUAAAAAUCAUUUUGAAACUCUAAAGAACUUAGAAAAUGAAAUCUAUGUGCAUGACUUAAAAGUAGAUGUUUUGCUCCUGGAAAAUGAAAAAUUAAGAAAAUAUAUUGCAUACAUGAAGAACAAGAUAGAGCAAUACGGAAAAGGAGGAAAAGACCUCAAGUCCAUGUCAAGUGACCUGUCUUGUCAACUGACGGCUCAUCAGACACAGUAUUUGGAUUUGUGGGCUGAAUUUCAGACUACAGUUAAGGAACUGGUAAACAGUGGUGAUGAGAUUUUGCAAGAAAUAAAAAACCUGAUAGAGAAGCUAAAGGAAAGAGAUGAAAACAUUGAGCGUAUCAGCAUUUGGCUACAAGGGAAUCUUGAAGAGCUGCAUUUUCUUAUGGAACAGGAAUCAGAAAUAGACCUCCACAAAAAGAAGAAACACAUUCCUAUCAAAGUCCAUCCCCCGGGGUUUGAAUGUACUAUGAAAAACAUUAACAAAGAAAAACUAACAAAAUAACUUCAAGGCUACACCUGCUGUCAAUUUAAAAGGCAAAAACAAAACUACAAAACAA
This is a messenger RNA of Mirounga angustirostris (Northern elephant seal), 3273 nucleotides long. It is a transcript of the gene CCDC175, whose product is annotated as coiled-coil domain containing 175. Bases 825 to 3218 code for a protein of 797 amino acids. The transcript has 20 exons. The record is from RefSeq and is a predicted model, not a curated record. NCBI's taxonomy places the organism in Eukaryota, Metazoa, Chordata, Mammalia, Carnivora, Phocidae.